AUGGCACCUUGGACGACGUCGUCACGCGGUCUAAGCUCGUGGCUGGUUGUGUCGAUUCUCUUUCUACUCAGUUUUGCUACGGCCCAAGGUUUGACGACCUCGUCUGCGAUGAAUCCAACACUAUUCAUUAGUAGGCUCCGAGGAGGGACCGACGAGUUUUAUCGCAACCUCAUCGUCGCAGUCAAGAUCGCUAUGUGUGAACACGACUUGGCCAAGAACAUGGUGCGGAUCGUGAACAGCAGCACCGACGACGCCUACAAGGACGACGAUGGUGGUUGUGUCAGACUACAAGUGACAAACCAAACAGACAGCGACGCUGUGGCUGCCUACGACGAGGGGCUCUGCGAGGUGCAGCCGAACUGCUACUGGGCUCCGAUUGAAGACGGAGACACGAAUCGAGCCAAAGUGUACGCUGAUCCAGACAGUUCCAUGGAUAAAGACACAUCGAGCGCCAAACUAAAAGAAUGGAUCGUUGGUGUCGUGGGUUUCAUAGUCCCUGGUGUCGUAUUGGGCGUGGUAAGUCUACUCACGAUGGCCUUCUUCUUGAUCUGCCGCUGCUGCUGCAACCCAUGCGCAGGCCGCCACUCUCGGAAACAGGGCUACACCCGCGCUCACAAGUUUGUGUCGUUGCUGCUCUUCCUGUUCUUCUCCAUGGCCGUCUUCGUGAUAAGCACAGCAGCGUUGCUCUAUCGCAACUCGAUUCUAGGAUCUGUGGACGAGAUUUUCCACGCUAGCUCCGGUCUGUUAGAGAACGGCAGCGACUGGGUCGUCAGCAUCCGCACCCCACUCGAGAACGUCCGCGACAAGGUCAACAGCUCGGUGGAGCUCGUCAUCAUGGAGCUCAACGGCUCCGACUUCAUCGAGAAUGGCGUCUACGGCCUCAUCGGGAAGCUCCGCGUGUUCGGAGACUUCGCGGCCAACCGCACGCUGCCCGAUGGCUGCUCUGUGGAUUCUGACCAGUCCAAGGAGAAGUACAUCGGUACGAUCGGCAAUGUCUGUCUUCCCUGUGGCAUCUGUACGUCGAUCAGUACGGAGAUCGACACAGCCUCGAACCAAAUCGAGGCGAAAGCAGACCCCGGCGUCCAGCAGCUCAUCACGGUUCGGUCGCAACUGAACAACAAGCUCGUUAACGUGGCGGACUCGGUUCGAGACGCCGUGGACUCAAAGGCUCAGCUAGCGGACCAACUUAUCACCACUCUGGACGCCACGCGUGGCAAGGUGGACAGCUACGACGGCACUUUCCAGGCGUACCGAGAUGACGUGGGGAUUGAAAUCAUGCGGCUGUUCUGGUUUGCCGGUGGUGUGAUAGCGCUGGGGCUUGUGGGGAUUCUCUUCGGUCUCACGCCGCUCAAGUCGCUGGUUAACCUCAUCCAUGUGGCGCGACACGCUCUCAUCUUCUCCACCAACUGGACGGUGCCGCUGGGGGACUCCGCUCGCGCUGUGGACGCGUGUUUCCAGAACGAAUCGCUGCUGGACGUGUUCAAUCUGUCCACUCAGCUGGCGUUCGCUCGGGGAGGCAUCAACUUCCCCACAAUUAACGUGGACUCGAUGCUUGAUUUCUCAGCUCUGGACAACUUCUCGACCCAAAUGCAGACCACGAAGGAGGACACUUUCGCCUUCACGGUCAAGCCCUUCGACGAGGUUGUGGUCUUCGUCAACUCGUACGCGUCACAGGACUCGCUGUACUGUGAGCUGGACGACAAGUACACGGCGGAGAACGUGCUUCAGCCCUGGCAAGACAACGGCGAGUCGUCCGUGGAGACUCCAGUGAAUUACAUCACGCUGCGGUACGAACCCCACAACGACAACUGCUCUGGGAUCCCCCCUCCCGACUACGGCCAGCCCUUUGCGUGUACGAGCCACUCCAACCCGUGUCCGUUCUCGGCGUUCAUGGGCGAGCAAUUCAAGGUCCUCGUCAAUUUGGCCGACGUCAACAACAGCGUCGUCGUGUUUGUUAACCAGCUCCAGCAGAACGUCACUGACGUCGUCGACUUCACGCGCGAGUUCAUGGCCAAUAUCACCAGCCUCUUGGGCAGGAUAGAGAGGAUCAAGGACAACCUCGAGAACAGCCUCAUCAAGUACGUGAACGACUUCGAGAAGGUCAUGUACUGCACCUUCAUCGCCGACGGAUUCUUCAGCAUCUACGACGCAAUUUGCGUACACAUGGCCCCGUCGAUCACGAUGAUCGGCCUCAUGCUCUUGGCCGUCGGGUUCCUUCUCAUCCCAGUCAACGUCACCCUGAUUAUUGGCGUCAAGAGACUCAAAGCACGCAGAUUCGGCCCCGUAAUGGCCUCGGACACAAAGUUCUCUGACAAGAAACUCGCUCGCAAGUUGAUCGCCCCGUCGAGGUGA
Messenger RNA from Phytophthora sojae, 2352 nucleotides. RefSeq lists its product as hypothetical. Bases 1 to 2352 code for a protein of 783 amino acids. Gene Ontology annotation, cellular component: membrane. NCBI's taxonomy places the organism in Eukaryota, Oomycota, Peronosporomycetes, Peronosporales, Peronosporaceae. The record is from RefSeq and is a predicted model, not a curated record. The transcript is spliced from 5 exons.